UCUAUUCCCAGAUUCUCUUCCUUUGCCUCUCCUUCCUCCCUUGCUCCCACUGCUCGUCCAUUCAUGCAAUCACCUCUGCAGUGUACUGGGAUUCCACAGCAUCCAGGAACUAACGAUUGCAGAAGCUGAGUUUUGGUGCCUGCCAAGAACACCUACGCACCGAUGAGGAGACUUUUAUACAUUCUGCUAAAGGACUUGAGAUAAGGAGAUUCUGGAUUUUAUUGCUUUUUGCCACAGUCACUUUACAAAUGAUAACUUUACACUUUAGCCCAUCAUGCUUUUGAAGUCGGGACUAUUCUUAACUUUGUGUCUGUUUACCCUCCAAGCAAGUCAAAUCAAAGACCUUCACGACCACAGUUUUUCUGGACUCAGGGAUGUAAAGUACCGACACUUUCUGGAAGCUUCCAGGCCAAUCCCACAUGCAACCAAUGUCAGAGCAGAGCAGGGUGGACAUCGGGGAAAGAGGUCAACGAUCUUCACUACGGGUGUCAAAGUGUGUCCCCAGGAGAGUGUGAAAGCAGUCAUCGGCAGCCACCGGGCCUAUUACAAACUCAGAGUUUGUCAGGAAGCAAUUUGGGAAGCUUUUCGGAUCUUCUUGGACAGAGUGCCAAACUCAGAAGAGUACAGGGCCUGGGUUUACACCUGCCAGCAUGAAAACCUCUGCAUGGACGACUUGGCUCACAAUUUCAGCAGCUCUCAGGAGCACCUGGACAUGGUCGCCAGAAGAGUAACUGAGGAAAAUGAAGGAAUUGAAUCUGGGACUGCAGAGCCAGGAAGUGAAUGCACCUGGACUCCGCCUGUGAUUCUCCUUCCAACUGAGGCUGAUGUGGUUAAAGACAUAAACCCCAGCAUGAUGAAAGAAAACUAUGAAGAGUAUAUUGUUGAGUUCAGGAUCACCAUCGUGGAUCCGACAUACAGCGAACUGCUCAGUAACCCCGAGACUGCACAGUACAAUGACAUCGCCCGAGACCUCAAACAAAGGAUGCUUCAUGUGUUUGAAAAGGUUCCAGGAUUCAAAGAGAUACGUGUUCUGGGAUUUCGACUGGAGGAUGUGUCUGUACGGUAUGCUGUGGUCUUUAAUGGAGAAACAGAGCUGAAUGAGGAACCUGAGGGUUAUGUCACAAGCACAGGGGAAGACAUAAAUGCUCCUAAACUAAAGCACAUCAUUGUAAAAGCAUUAAAGCAGGAGACAUCACUACCACUGGACAUACAGACACUAAGCUUUGAGGCUGUAACCACAGUUUAUCCAGUUGCUGAGCUCAACUUGAAUCCUGUUGAGACUGUAAUAUCCGAGGAUGACACCACAGAGGCACCAACAGAGGACAACGCUCUCACCCAAAGUUUCUUCCCCACCUUGGGAGUGAUUGAAACCGCAUUAGAAGCUUCUACUGUCAAACCAGAAACACACACGUUUGUGCCUUUCAUCCCCAACAUCCUCCCAGAAGUCACUUCUGCCUUCACAGUGGAGAAUCCUUUAUCGGCAGCUGUAGAAGAGGAGUCCACAAACGAUGCUGCAGAGGAGGCCGUUACACAAGGAGCAAAAGUGGAGACUCUCACAGAGCAGGUGGAGGAAGCAGAGACAGAGGUGGAGGAAAUACCAUCAGCUGAGCAUGAAGAAGGAGGUGAGGGUGAAUCAGAGGAGGAGGUGACAAAAGAACCCAGACAAGCUGAUGGGGGAAAUGAGCAUCCAGAUCAAAAGGAUGAGGACCUUUCUGUAACAACUCCAAACAUCCAGCCUAAGGAAGUUGUGACUCAUGCUGAGGUUUUGACUGACCUGUCACUGCCUACUUACCCUAUCGCAAUUUCGGAGAUGUCUAUCACAGAAACAGCAGCACCAGUUUCCACACCAUCAUCACUUGAGGGCAAAGUCCAAGGCAUUGAACCAGAAACAGAUGUGAAGUCUUCGCCAUCCCCUGUGGAUAGCAGCAAAGCCCCUGAGGAUGCCAAUGAGUCAAGUGGAGGGCACAGUGGAGUAGCCCCAGUCUCAGUGGACCUUAUUGCUGAAAGUUCAAACAGUCAAAAGAAAGGAGGACAGAGUCAGAAUGGUACAGAGUUGGUGUCCAAGCCCCAUGAAGUGGAAAGUGGUAGUGGAGUCGCCUCAGAGUCUGAAGAACGCCCAUAUGAGUCCACUGCUGCCCCAAUCAUUAGACAAGCCAGCACACCUCUGAUGACAGCAGUGGAUAAGAGCAAAGAGUUAGUGGUUUUCUUUAGCUUGAGGGUCACUAACAUGAUGUUUUCUGAUGACCUGUUCAACAAGAGCUCUCCUGAGUAUAAGACACUGGAGAAUACGUUUCUUGAACUGACACAACAUUCUGGGUCCAGAAAUUCGCCAAACCCUGGAGCUUCCAGUAAAUCUGGGCCUGGGAGACAGACGACUUUAGCCUCCAUACCGCUUUUGCCAUAUUUGCAGUCCAACUUGACGGGAUUUAAGCAGCUGGAAAUUCUUAACUUCAGGAAUGGAAGUGUUGUGGUAAACAGCAGGAUGAAACUGGACAAGCCCGUACCUUAUAAUGUCACAGAAGCAGUGCACUGCGUGCUUGAAGACUUCUGUAAUGCAGCUUCCAAAAGGCUUGAUAUUGAAAUUGACAGUCGCUCCUUGGAAAUAGAACCAGCUGACCAGGCAGACCCCUGCAAGUUCCUGGCCUGCAAUGAGUUUUCACGCUGUGUGAUAAACAGUUGGACCAACGAGGCAGAGUGUCUGUGUGAUCCAGGCUACAGCACAGUGGACGGGUUGCCUUGUCAGAGCACUUGCACCCUGCAGCCAAACUACUGCCUGAAUGGAGGCCUGUGUGAAAUAAUCCCAGGCCACGGUGCAACCUGCAGAUGCCCCGUGGGUAAAUAUUGGCACUACCAUGGGGAACGCUGCAAUGAGCUGGUGUCAGUGCCGGUAGACCCGUCACUAAUUGUAACCUGCCUUGUGGGAAGUCUCUGCCUUGUUUGUGCCGUCCUUGGCGUUUUAAUAUUCAUCAACAAGAAAUGCAUAAAAACCAGAAAGGCUGUAACUUUGGUGCAGACUCUUGCCCCUUAUGCCUUUGAGAAUACUCUGAGGGAGAACCCAGUAUUUGAGAAUGACGAUGGUGUCUUAACUCACGUGUCCACAUUACCAUGCCCGUCAACUUCUGCUUCCUCCCAGUCCCAACACUCUGAGCAAGAACAUUUUGCCUCCAUUGAAAAUAUACAUUUGAGUAUCGAGAUCCCCAGACAACUCUACACAACAAGAUCAGAAAGAUUAGUCUCAGAAAUGGUGGAUUUUCAUCACGGUAUACCACACAAUGAGACGUGGCGACUGUCAAAUGAAUACAGAACGUGUCAUGUUUUAAGGGCAUCGGAUAAUGAAUGUUUCGAAGUUUCAGUUCUCUGAUGAAUCCUUGUUCAUUUGAAGAUCUGUCAACUCACUAACACGGUGCGAAACAGGAGGGAGGAAAAAAAGAACUAAUGUUGCUGUCUAACUGUAUAUGGGUGCAGAUACCGUAAAGCAGUGAUCCAGUUUAAUUGUUCAUAGUGAUGAAAGUCUCUUAUUAGACAGAGAGCUAUGGAUACUGCUGUGCACUUAGGUUGUGUUCAAGUGGAACCUAAUAUUUAUUUUAUAUAAUGAAUGGUAGGAACAUUUCCUGUAUACCCUUGACAAAGGUUUUUCUUUCCUCAC
Neolamprologus brichardi is the source of this 3646-nucleotide messenger RNA. NCBI's taxonomy places the organism in Eukaryota, Metazoa, Chordata, Actinopteri, Cichliformes, Cichlidae. The record is from RefSeq and is a predicted model, not a curated record.